AUGGCACCCACACACAGCAGAAUGUUUUGAUUGCGUCCUGUCCUAGGAAGACUAUCAGCGGGACGUACGGGGACAUAUUUAAAAGGAGUGUCGACUCCUUCUAUUGCUGUCAUCAAUCUAAACAGUCAGUAAUCUUUGCAUAUGCGGACUCAUUUUAAUUGUAAAUACAAAUCUUAACUACAUAGAUCUAAUCAUUCGUGGAAUAGUUGGUUGCAAGCUGUCAUCUAGCGGCUUGGUCAACCGUUCAAUCUGACACUGACAGUUUGCAGCACUUAGGCUAGCUGGUGCUAGCUAUCUACUGCAGCUACCGUACCGGUGGUAGCCUAGCUAAGUUAUACAGCAAACUAGCUAACGUAGCCUGUGAGUGGAGAAAGCAGGCAAACAGCGGUGUGACUGACACACUGGAGAGAGCUGUGCUCCGGAGAGUAGACUAGAUAAUGCUUAGACAUGGUGCCGUCCCAGACGCAUGUCAUGUUGAAGUGGCAGGAGCACCUGAACAGCUCCUGGGCUGCGGAGGACAGCAUCCAGACCUCCACGCGGCAAGGCGCCGCCGGCCUCUAUGCCAAGCUGCUCCACAACAAGGAGGUGGUCGGCCUGUCCGAGCCCGUCCAGGACCUCAUCGGCCCUCGCCUGCCUGAUUUCCAGUACGAGUCCAACGCCGAGGAGGAGAGGGAGGAGUACCUGGGCGCCCUGCUCCACAGCCAGCGCUGCCUGGCCGUGAGGAUGCUGGCCCAGACCCCCUACGCCCUGGGCUUGCACCAGAGACUGCUGGUCCUCCAGAGGAUCUACGACGCCCUCCACAGCAAGUACCACGACCGCUUCAGGUCUCCGCCGCCUCCGCCGACCGCGGCCAGCGCCGAGAGCGCCGCCCUGGAGCCCGUGUCCGAGCCCUGGCUGCCCGGGGGGGCGUCCCGGCCCAAGUCGGGCACGGAUGUUCUGAUCGAGAUGGGCGUGCGCACGGGGCUCAGCCUCCUGUUCGCCCUGCUGCAGCAGAACUGGCGCUACGCCCAGCAGGAGCCCGGGGCGGCGCUGUGCAACGACGUGCUGGCCACCGCCUCCUCCGUCCUGGCCUCGCUGCCGCCGCUCUCCCUGGCUAACGAGAACAAGAUCCCGGCCGUGGGGCUGGACUGCUUGGUGCAGGUGGCAGACUUCCUGAAGAAGACCUCGGUGAGCUGUGGCAGCGGCGGGGCAGACCAGGCGGGACGCAGGCUGGCUCUGGAGCUGCUGCUGGGCCUGGCGGUGCAGAGGGGGUCUCUGCGCUUCCUGCUGGAGUGGGUGGAGGUGGCCCUGGCCACGUCCUCCUCCUCCCUGUCCUCCUCGUCCUCGUCCUCAGGGUCUCCGCAGUCAAAGUCGGAAGCGGGAGUGGGCUACGACCUCAUCCAUCAGACCCUCCUCCAGAUGAGGCAGUACUCGGGCUUCCGGGGUGACUCCCUCAACACUCAGGUGCUGAAGAAGGAUGCAGACGGCCUCUGCAGUCUGUCCCACGUGGCCCUCUGCCUGUUCGAAGAGAUCUGCAACCUGGCCUCCAGCUGCCUGUGCUCUUGCAGCGCGGGCACGGCCGCGCCCGGCACCGACAGCGACACGGUCAUGGUGUACGUGUGGGGCAGCAACAGCAGCCACCAGCUGGCCGAGGGCACCCUGGAAAAGAUCCUGCACCCCAAGCUGGCGCAGGGCUUCAGCGAUGCCCAGAUGAUCGAAGCAGGCCAGUACUGCACAUUCUCCGUGUCGGCUGACGGCUCGGUGAAGGCCUGUGGGAAGGGCAGCUACGGCCGCCUGGGCCUGGGCGACUCCAACAACCAGUCCAUGCCCAAGAAGCUGGUGCUGGAGCCCCCGCGCAGCAUGAGGAAGGUGUCCUCCUCCAAGGGCUCCGACGGCCACACCCUGGCCGUGACGGGGGAGGGGGAGGUGUUCAGCUGGGGGGACGGCGACUACGGCAAGCUGGGCCACGGGAACAGCGCCACGCAGAAAUACCCCAAGAUCAUCCAGGGACCCCUGCUGGGCAAGGUGGUGGUGUGUGUGUCUGCUGGCUACAGACACAGCGCCGCGGUAACCAAUGAUGGAGAACUCUACACGUGGGGAGAAGGGGACUUUGGCAGGCUGGGCCACAGCGACAGCCACAGCCGGAACGUUCCCACGCUGGUCAAGGACGUCAGCGGCGUGGGCCAGGCGGCCUGCGGGAGCUCCCACACGGUUGUCGUGGCGCAGGACGGACGCAUCGUAUGGUCCUUUGGAGGAGGAGACAACGGUAAACUAGGGCACGGAGAUACCAACCGUGUUUAUCGGCCCAAAGUCGUUGAAGCGCUGCAUGGAUUCAUCAUUCGAAAAGUGUGUGCCGGGAGCCAGUCUUCACUGGCUCUGACCUCUGCUGGACAGGUGUUUGCGUGGGGCUGUGGCUCGUGUCUGGGCUGUGGCUCCUCUGAGACCAUCUCUCUCAGGCCACGGUUCAUCGAGGAGCUGAGUGUCACCAAGAUCAUCGACAUCUCUUGUGGAGACAGCCACUGUCUUGCCCUGUCGCAUGAGAACGAGGUUUAUGCCUGGGGCAACAACGCCAUGGGCCAGUGUGGGCAGGGCCACACCUCCACGCCUGUCACCAAGCCCAAGAAGGUGAUUGGUCUAGAGGGAGUGUCCAUCCAGCAAAUCACGGCAGGCACCUCCCACAGUCUGGCCUGGACUGCAGUGCCAACAGACAGGCAGCUGGUGGCAUGGCACAGGCCCUUCUGUGUGGACCUCGAGGAGAGCACCUUCACCUACCUCCGCAGCUUCCUGGAGCGCUACUGCGACGGCAUAGGGGACGAGACGCCCCCUGCCCCCUUUCCCUCGAAGAGGGAACACCACCAGUUUGUCCUGCUGUGUAUGAAGCUGCUGUCCAUCCACCUGUCCCUGGCCCAUGCAGGGGGGACGGGGGCGUCAGUGCUGGGGGCUCAGGGGAGGCCCCUCCGGAACCUUCUCUUCAGGCUUAUAGACUCCAAUGUACCAGACUCUAUACAACAGGCGGUCAUGAACACUCUGUCCAUCGGAGCGUCCCUGCUGCUGCCCCCCCUCAGGGAGAGGACGGAGCUGCUGCACUCCCUCCUGCCCCAGGGCCCCGAGAGCUGGGAGAGCCUCUCCAGAGGACAGCGUCUGCAGCUGGACAUGGUGCUGAACAGCCUCCAGGAGCAGUCCCAUGUGGCCUCCCUCCUGGGGUACAGCUGCCCCGGGGAGCUGACUGCUCAGGGGCCGCCCGCAGCCCCCAGCCCGGACCACCCCGACCGCCCUCCCUCCUCCUCCAGCUCCACGGAGGCCCACGACCACCUCCACCUGGCCGAGGUGCUGCUCAAGACCCUGCUGCUCAGCAUCGGCUUCUACACGGAGCGGGCGUUUGGCGAGCUGGAGAAGAACAGUGAUAAGCAGCAGUCCAGCCAGACCCAGAAGCAGAGUGUUCCUCCCUCUCAUUUCCACCACCUGCUGUCAGCCCUGCACAAACACCUGCUGGCACACUGCUACAUGUACCCCCAUGCAGAGGACGACAGCAGUGUGACGUUGCUCCACAAGCACCUGUGUCUGCUGCUGCCCUAUGCCACUGAGACGUUUCGCAGGUCGUCCGUCCUGCUGGAGGAGAGCUGCCUGGACAAGCACGUCAUCACCAAGCUCCACAUGGUGCUGUUCAGUUCGGUAGCGGGCAGCCUGCUGUGCCAGGUCAUGUACUCCCUGCUGCUGCUGCCCCUGGGCGUGGUGCGUCCUCUGCUCUGCCACCUGCUCACCCUGCUGGAGAACCUCAACCACUUCAGCUGUCUGCUCCCUGACACGGCCCUGCUGGAGGACAAGGAGCUGGAGCUGGAAGGACCAGCCUCAGAUAAAUCAGUGGGAGCGGGGCCUGAUGCUGGAACGAAAGAUGACGGGUGGGUGUGGCUUCUGGACUUGGAGCGAUCAGUGGCGCUGGCGAUUGGUCGUUGCCUGGGUGGGAUGCUGCAGGGCCCGCCUCCGUCCGUCCAGGAGCGGAUCUCCGAGUUGUGGCUUUGUAACCCCCUCCUGACCAAUGGGCUGGAGAUGGACUUUGAAAAGCUAGACUCCAGCACCGCCUGGCUCUCUGAGGCCGUGUUACUGGGCUGCUCUGACGCUAAGCUGACAGACCUGUGUCUGAACCAUGAGAACAGCCUGCUGAUGGAGCUGGCUCUGGGCUCGUCACGGGAGCCUGCCUGCAGCCUGUGGAGGAAGAUGAAGGACUACUCUGCCAGCAGGGACUGGGAAAGCAGCAGCCUCACAGACGACCCCCUGCUGGAGAGCACGUGCCGCUGCAGCCUGGCCGCCCUCCUCAAACACACAGGCCUUCAGGACGAAGCCUACUGGCAGGACAAGUAUGAACCGUGUGAGAUGCUGAUAGAGAUCUAUGAGAUGGUGUAUACGAUCAGGAACACACUUCUGGCCCUCAAAGAUUUGCCGGUGACGUCCGCCAGCACUCAGGCCCUGACCGCAACCAAACAGAGCACGCAGGGCUCCCACAGUCCCCAGGAGGACAGGCAGGAGGCGGGCACCUCCAGGGGGCAGGCAGGGAAAGACCCCGAGCUCUGUGGUCCAGGGGGGCAUCCUGCCCCCGCGGCCCAACACAACCAGGAGGAGGGCCCGGAGGAGGACACACCCAGCAUCAGCAGUAUGUACCUGCCGGAGGUCCUGCAGUGUUUCCUGGCCACGCGGGAGGCCAUGCAGCUGCAGCAGAACGAGACGGUCUACGAGUCGUCGGGGACCUCCACUCUCCCCUGCAGCGCCGAGAGCCCCGGCAGCCCAGAGAGGGAGCCUGUGGGCAGGCCGUGGGACAGGCGGGCGGGGGCCGAGGAGGGCCUGUCCUUCCCCACGUCGUGCCAGCUGGUGGUCUCCCGCUGCGUCUUCCUGCUCCUGGGAGUGCGGCCGGCGUGGCAGGAGCCUCAGGAGGCAGGGAGCGGGCCGGGGGAGAACGCAGGGUCCAGGGAAUCCUCGUCCUCCCCUGAGGCUGUGCUCAGUUCAAAGUCCUCCGAACUCCGCUUCACCACAGAAAGUAGAAAACAGACAACAGACCAGUCCAGAAACUCUACGUCGUCUUUCAAGAAUAAAAUGGGUCUGCCUCUGUGCUCCCUGGGCAUCAUGAAGGACGCCUGGGAGCGUCUGCGCCAGUGCAUCAGCCCCACCACCUCCACCACGUGUCAGGGGGCCUCUGGCGGUUUGCCAGUCCUUAGCCAGGUCUUCCACUUCCUGUGCGAUGGCCUGCUGGAAAGGGAGGAGGGCUGCCAGGCCAACCCCAGUGCCAUCACCCUGGCCAUGGCUCAGCAGCAACAGAGGGCUGAGAUGCGUCUGGAGGCCAUGUGCCAGAUCUCCUCCUUCCUGGCGGAGAUGGAGGAGAAGAGCAGCGGCUCGGCGGGGCCCCCUGGCUUCCCCGGCCUGCUGCAGUCGGUGCAGCUGCAGUUCCUCUCCGGCUGCUUCGGCCUGGCCUCGCCCAUCACCCGCUGCCUGCUAGGAGCCAAUGAUAAGAUGCAGCACUACACUUGUGGCACCCGCUCGGCCUCCAUGGUGGCCCAGAGGGAGCUGCAGGUGGCGGCUCACACCCUCUACCAGCAGGUGGUGCGCGUCCUCAGACAGAAGGUCCUCCUGGACAAGCAGCAGACAGGGUCCUCCCAGCACCUGCUGCUGGCGACGGUGUUUGUUCUGAACCUGAACUACCAGCCCGUGGACCUGGUGGUGGUCAUCAAAUGCGGCAUCCUGGAGAUCCUGUCCGCUCUGACCAACAACACGUGCGUGCUGAUGAACCAGCGCUGGCUGGCCGCCUCCGUUUCGGGCCACCUGCUGCUGAGCGGCGCCGUGAAGCUGGCGUGCGCUCGCCUGCUCCAGAUACUGGCUAUGGCCGCCAGCUCCUGUGAAGAGGCGCUGCCCGUGGACGUGUCCCAGUCUUUGAUGGAGGUGAUGUGUGACCACCUGCAGAGUCUCCUGCACUCUGUCCAGCUGCAGCAGGACUCAGAGACGGGCGCCGGCGAGGAGGGGGAGGUGGAUGGCGGGGCCAGAAAGCCCCGGGCGAAAGGGACUGAGGUGGCAAGGAGCAGUCGCAUCAUUGAGUCUCAGCUCGCUGACUUCCUGGUGUUUCUGCGGCGCAUCCUGUCGCUGCGCGUAACCAAGAGGAUUUCCCCCUGCGCCAAGUGGAUCGAUCCUCUGAUGACGAUUAUCUCCCACAAGUGCACUUCGGGUUCGCCACAUUUUCAGAAUCUCCGAACCAAACUACUUGCAUUCCACAUCUUGGAAGGCCUGUUACCCGGGUGUUCAGACUCGGCACAGAUUCAACAGAUUGUUGAUCAACUGUUUGGGCUGCUGUCUGCCUAUAUGUGGGAGGAGUCGUUAGCCACAAAGAAGAAUCAAGAAAAGACAUCUGAGAGCCAUAUCAAGGAGGCCGUCAGCGACGAUGAAUGUAUCCCCAUUGGAGACUUCUCCUUCGACCCCUACAAGCUGAUCUGCUGCUCCCUGGAGGGUGGGAGGGUCCUCUCCCACGGCUCGGGGGGGAAGGGUUACGGCCUGGCCACCACCGCCAUCACGUCAGGCUGCUUCCUCUGGAAGUUCUACAUCACCAAGGAGAACAAGGGCAACGAGGGCACGUGCAUCGGUGUGUCGCGCUGGCCUAUCCGAGACUACAACCACCGGACCACCACCGACAUGUGGCUGUACCGGGCGUACAGCGGCAGCCUGUACCACGGUGGCGAGCUGGGCCGGGCCCUGCCCUCCUUCACCCAGGGAGACACCAUCACCUGUAUCCUGGACAUGGAGGCCAGAACCAUCUCCUUUGCCAAGAACAACAAGGAGCCCAAGCUGGCCUUUGAGGGUGUGGAUGCUACAGAGCUGUAUCCCUGUGUCCUGUUCUACAGCAGUAACCCUGGAGAGAAAGUGGCCCUGCGAGACCUGCAGAUGCGAGGCAUGCCAAGCGACCUGCUGCCCGGGGAGCCCCUGUGCAGCCCCAGGGCCACCGUGCUCCUGGAGGCCACGGUCCAGCUCCUCCGCAGGCUGCACCCCUGCACCCCCUGGACGCCCCACCUCAACCAGCACAUGCAGGCCCGCCUGGAGCUCAUCGGCCCCCUGAUGAGGGACGGCCGCCUGGGCAGCGCCAAGCAAGAUGACAGGGAGAGGGAGCAGGUCCUGGGGGAAGGGGGAGCGUCAGACGUGGGGGUGGAGGGCCCCUCCAGCCUGUCUGAGGAGCAGCUGGGCGCCCUGUGUGCCGAGGUGUGGCCGGCGCUGGCCGUGAUCGGAGGGGUGGACAGCGGGCUCCGGGCGGGGGGGCUGUGCCUGCACAAACCCAGCGGCCGUCGGGCCACCCUGCUGGGGGUGCUGAAGGAGGGAAGCCCCCUGGCCAAGCUCCAGUGGGAGGAUGCUGAUCUCUCUGUCAGCUUCCUCACUUCUUGGUCACCCAGCGACACGCCGCUCUCCUCCCUGGAGCCCUGCGGCGUGGCCCAGGGGGACGUCAGCGCCCUCAUGGAGCUCAAGCCCUCCGUCCUGCUGGACCUGAUCCUCCUGACCGGCCUGCUGGAGGAGCAGGACGGGGGCCGGGGUCGCCCCCCUCCGCCUCGCCCCCCCGGGGGGAGACGCUGUUCCCAGGAGGAGGGCGUCCCCCGCGGCGAGCUGGAACGGCGCCUGGACGAGGACAUAGCCCGCGUGAUGUCCGACGAUGAGGGCUGCGAGCAGAGGGCGGACCAGACGGACCCUUCUUCUCCCCCUCCCCCUCCCUCCCCCAAAGCCACCAGUGAAGCGGCUGAUGAGCAGGAGAUCCCCUCGUGCCCCCCGCCUCCCCAGGCCGUCCAGCUGGCCAAGCCGGACGUCUUCUCCCUGGAGCUGAGAGCUGUCCGGGCCUCCUACCUCCUCCUGGGGGCCCUGAAGUCCCUGGCCGCCAUCCUCACCUGCGGGAGGUUCACCGACCAGCUCCUGGUGGCUCCACACGACCCGGCCUCCGCCGGGCCCAGAAGCCCCGAGAAGGCCAAGGAGGAUGGCGCCGAGCUCCAGUCCGUCCUGCAGUUUGUGGUACGCAGCAUGGUGAAGUGGGCCGUCCGCCCUUGCCCCAUCAGGCAGAGCGUGUCGCUGGCGGAUCUGGAGAGAGCUCAGAUCAUGAUCUACAAGGGAGCGCUGAACAGGUCACAAGACAAAGGAAGCAAAGAUCGGAAAGGGUCGGGCCCCCGCUCCUCCUCCCAGCCCGUGUCCAAGUCCUCCAGCUCGGUGUCCCUCUACAGCACGGGCUCCGAGGGCACGGCCGUGUUCGGCCAGUCCAACGGCGCCUCGGCCUCCUCCUCCACCAACGACCUGGCCGCUUCCCUGCUCACGGCGCUGCAGGCCGACAGCCUGGACAACUUUAACCCCUUCCUUCCCAUCAACCUCCUGCAGCGGAUGGUGCUAGCACGGUUCCCCACGCUGGCCGGCCUGGUCCAUAGCCCCCCUAUGCUGCACCCAGGCUUCAGCCUGGCCAGCUCGGCCUCCUGUGAGGCCUUCACAGAGCAGCAGACCAGCUUCUUGGAGCCGGGCCACAGUAGCACGCAGGCCAGGAGCAGCGUGGAACGACCUCAAAUGUUUGUCCCAGUACGCUUGCUAGAGAUGGGCUUCUCCAUGAGGCACAUCUACAGGGCCAUGGAGGCAGCAGGGGUGUCGGGCGAGGUGGACUCCCGCACCAUCGAGGUGUUGGCCAGUUGGAUGCUGGAGCACCCCCUGGUGGAGGAGCAGCUGACGGAUGAAGGCCCGCCCCCGGGGGCCCUCAUUGACACCCCCUCCCCCGAUGGACCAGAGACUGUGCAGUGUCCUGAGGGGCCCAGCAGUGAACCCAGCGAGAGUCUGCUGGCAGGCCUGGACCUGGUGGAGCGAGAGAACUUUCUGGAUGUUCACCUGACUAGGAACAGGCCUCCCCCAGCCCGACGGCAGCGCCACCCCACGUCAGGCCUGGGACAGAGGACCUCCUUCAGGAGAGCAGACUCUCCGUCCCCCAACCCCAUCCCUCCCUUGUACAGGCAGGACCCAGGAGGUUCAAACUGGCCAGAACAGGCGGAGACGCACCCCUACGCGGCAGAGGAGGAGUCUGAGCUGGGCUACAUGGAUGACCCGUACCACGAGGAGCCCUACGAGGAGCUGCUGACCCCGGAGUUCAUCAGCUCAGAGAGGGACACCCUCUGGAUGGUGGAGGGUGGGGAGGAGCACCACGAGCACCAUGAGAUGGUGGAGUGUGAGCUGUGCAACACUCUCACCCUGCAGUUCAACACCCACAUGAAGCGCAACCACCCGGGCUGCGGGCAGAGCGCCGGGCGGCGGGGCUACCGCAGCACGGGGGCCUACGUGGACGGCUGGUUUGGGGGCGAGUGCGGCUCCGGCAGCCCUUACUACCUGCUGUGCAGCACCUGCAGGGACAAGUAUCUCGCCGCCAACCUGGGAGAGCUGGGCUCCAAGCACGACAGGAUGAAAGGCCACGCCUCUGAUCUGAUUGGUCGUUUGGACAGUACCUCAGACGACGACUGGGAGCUGGGUCACCAGGGGGACUUUGACGCUGAGCGCCUCACAGGCCUGGAGGACUUUGGCCUGCUCCUGAGCCCCCUGGGCCUGAGUGAGAAGAGGAUGCUCCCUGAUCCCAUCUCCUUCUGUGAGGCCGACCCCCUGGGAGCCAUGGUCAACACCACCAGCAACACUGAGAGGGCCCUGGUCCACAAAGGGGCGGCCAGUGCUGAGCAGAAGGGCCCCCUCAGUCUGGGGGAACAGGCCUCCUUGCUACGAGACCCCCAGGACAGACUGCAGGCUUUGAGGAGGGUGACGUCCACAGCCCAGAUCCUGCUGGCCUACAGCAUGGUGAUGAGGGCCCUCUCCCAGACCUCCUCCAGUGCCUCCGUGAGUAGUCAGUCCAGUGGCCUGGAGGCCCUGGGCCUGGCUGACAUCCGUAUCCUGGUGCGUCUCAUGUGCUUGGCGGCGGCCGGCCGGGUCCACACGGGGGCGGGGCAGCAGGGGGCGGGCAGGGGGGCCAGCAGCGAGGGCAGCAGCUCAGCCUUCCUCAGCUUCCUCAGCUCAGCGAUCGGCAGCCUGGUCUCCCACAGCGCCUGUGCCUACAGGGAGCUGGUGGACAUCUGCACACAGGACCUUAUUGCAGCGGCCACAGGGAUGAACCUGGGGGCCAUUAGUGACCCUCAGCAGAGGGCUCGUCUGAAGGGGGGGUCCCAACAGCAGCAGCGAGACUACAGGGAUCUGACCUUGGCCAUGACCCCCCCCAACUUCCUGGUCACCCAGAGCCUGGUGUGUCUGCUCACAGAGAAGGGCGUCCGCUACCGCUACAGCGGGGAGAGGAUAGAACAAGAGCUCAAAGACGUGGGAAGUCCAGGACCUUCGGCGAGCGCAGCUUCUCCUCCCCCCCCGGCUGGGGCGAGGGUGGGGCCCCUGGAGCUGGCCAACGCCCUGGCAGCCUGCGCCCUGUCCGCCAGGCUGAGCAGCAAGCAUCGUCAGUGGGCGGCCCAGCAGCUGGUCCAGGCCCUGGCCGCGUCCGAGAGGGACAACCCCCCACGUCCCCAGACCUACAGCGACAUGGCCGGCGACCUGCGCAAAUGUCCACUCAAAAAGUUGGAGGGACACCAUGGCAGGGUCACCAGCUGCUUGUGGAGCAAGGAGCAGGGCGUGCUGGCUACGGGCGCUCAGGACGGGACGGUGCGGCUGUGGGACGUCAGCCAGCACAGCACAGACCUGCUGCGCACGCUGUCCUGCAGCAGCAGUGAGGACAGACAGAGUUCAGAGAGAGCGGGCGGGGCCCACCUGGUUUCCCCCGUCUACUGGAGCGCCGGGGGAACCCUCCUCGCCGCCUUCCACAACAAACUCAUCCACAUCUGGGCCAUUAGCGGAACUGAGGGUCACGUGGAGAACCAGACGUCCUGGGUGACGGCCCUGGGCUGGGUGCAGACCUCCAGCCCCUUCCCUGGACAGGCGGGCGUCUGUCCCGACAGCCCAGCAGAGAGCCUGCUGGUGGGCCGGCUGGACGGCUCCCUCUGCUGGCUGCAGGUGUCUCUGCAGGACCUCCACACCGACAGCACCGAGCUGACCCUUUGUCACAGGAAAGAAGCCCCUCAAUGUGUGGCUUGGCACAGUGUGGACAAGCCCUUUGCAGUGGGCUAUCCCGACGGCAAGAUCCUAUUGGCCUGCGCUGGAUCCUACGAAACUGAUCAGCCCCUGCUGCUCUCGGCCUUCCCCGAGUGUGUCAGUGCCCUGCGGUGGGACCCUACAGGCCACCUGCUGCUGUCCACCGGCCGCUCAGAGGUGGUGAAGAUCUGGGGGCGCACGGGGGGCGCCUGGACCACCCUGCACUCCCUCUUCCACACGGGCAUGGUCAACGUGGUGGAGUGGAGCCUGCUAGCGGGCAGAGGGCCCGAGCCCAGGCUCCUGAUGGCAGCGGGCUGCCAGAAUGGUCUCCUGUAUGUCUGGACACUGCCUCAAGGGGGCACUAGCGUAUCAGUUCCCAACUUCCUCAGCGGUUCGUCCAGCCAGGAGAAGAGUGCUGCCGUCAAGCGGGGCAGUGCAAAGUGUGUGUUCAGACUGAGCGGGCACAUCACAGCAGUGAAGACCCUCUCGUUCUGCCCCAGCGGCCUUGCCCUGGUCUCUGGAGGGAUCGGAGGCUUACUCAACAUCUGGUCUCUACAGGAUGGUUCAGUCCUUCAGACUGUGGUGACAGGCCUGGGCUCAGUGGUCAAUACCACCUGGAUACCAAAUGUAGGGGUGGCUGCCUGCUCCGGGAGGUCUAAGGAUGUUCUGUUGAUCCUUUGCAACACUGACUGGAUGUCCCAGAAUCACGUGCUGGCUUCCUGUCGCACUGUGCUGAGGACCCAGGGCAUCCUGGGGCUGAGCCGGGCCCCGUGCAUGGCCGUGUUCCUGGAGAGGCUCCCUGUCCUGCUGCAUGAACAGUACAGCUACGAGAGGAGCCAUGUGAUGGCGGGCGACCAGCUGGUCCACAGCCCCUUCCUCCAGAGCCUGGCCUCUCUGACAGUAGGACUGUCUCUGGAGCAGCACUUGUGUCGCAGCCCUCGCCCCCCCCACCACGCCGGCCUGGACACGCCGCCCUGUCCCCAGGAGUGGACGUGGCUCUUCACCUUCGCUACCACCGUCAGGACGGCCGAGGCCAUCGCAAGGGGACUCGCAUUCCCAGAAUCCUUCACUGUUCCCCAGUUCCAAGAAGCGGGGGCCACUGAGAUCUCCAAACCCCUGGACAACAGCAAGUGGAGUUUCAUGAUGGACGAACAGCUAAUGUCUUGGGCCACCACCAGACCUGAGGACUGGCAGCACGGCGGGAAGAGCGAGGUGUACCUCUGGGGCAACGGGCGCCACGGGCAGCUGGCAGACGCAGGGACCAACCUCAUGGUGCCCACCCUCGCCCCCUCUCUGUCCCAGACACAACAGGUUGUGUGUGGGCAGAACUGCACCUUCCUGGUGCAGGCUAACGGGACGGUGCUGGCCGUAGGGGAGGGCAGCUACGGCAGACUGGGCCAGGGCAACUCUGACGACCUCUACGCCCCCACCAUCAUCUCCGCCCUGCAAGGCUACGUGGUGACCCAGCUGGUGACGUCGUGCGGCUCUGACGGCCACUCCCUGGCCCUCACAGAGACAGGGGAGGUGUUCAGCUGGGGGGAUGGCGAUUACGGCAAGCUGGGCCACGGGAACAGCGAGAGGCAGCGGAGGCCCAAACACAUCGAGGCUCUGCAGGGGGAGGAGGUGGUGCAGCUGGCCUGUGGGUUUAAGCACUCUGCCGUGGUCACGGCCGAUGGCAAGCUGUUCACCUUUGGCAGCGGAGACUCGGGCCGCCUGGGUCAAAGGUCAACUUCCAACAAGAUGCUGCCUGAGAGGGUGGCAGCGCUGGAGGGCUACCACGUAGGGCAGGUGUCAUGUGGUAUCAACCACACUCUUGUGCUGUCCUCUGACGGCAUGACCGUAUGGGCGUUUGGAGAUGGUGACUAUGGCAAACUGGGCACAGGGCUCUGCACUGUCAAGUGUUACCCUCAGAAAGUGGAGCCUCUGUGUAACAAGGGAAUAAGGAAAGUUGGUUGUGGAACCCAGUUCUCGGUGGUCCUGGCCAAUGACGGACACGUGUACACCUUUGGGCAAGAGCGUUUGAUUGGCCUGCCAGACUCCAUGCUAAAGAACCACAACCGGCCCCAGCUGGUGCCAGCGCUGGAGGGGGUGUUUGUGGAGGACAUUGCAGUGGGCUGUGAGCACGUCCUGGCCCUCUCCUCCACUGGUGAUGUUUACGCCUGGGGCUGCAACUGUGAGGGUCAGUUGGGUCUGGGCCACUCCAACCCAGUGAAGGAGCCCAGCCUGGCCACAGCUCUUCAGGGGAAGAGCAUUCGACAGAUCUCUGCUGGCCGCUGCCACAGCUCAGCGUGGACCACGCCCUCCGCCAAGGCCUCAGGCGCCUCUCUCCAGUUGGGCCUGCCCCAGAGUAUCCCACCUCAGUACAACGCUCUGAAGGACUGUAGCCCCAAGGUCCUCAACACGCGCCUCCGGGUCCUUUUCCACUUCUCCGACCUCAUGUACAAGUCCUGGAGACUGCUCAACCUGGAUCCACGCAACCAGCUGUCGUCAUCCCGCUACAGCUCAGGGACGGCAGCUAUCGUCCAGGGCCAGCUGCGGGGGCUCCUGUCCCCCAAGGUCAACACCCUGCCCCUAGUCCGCUCCAUCGGAAGGACCAUGACCCAGGGCAAGACCUACGGACCCCAGAUCACCGUCAAGAGGAUCUCCACCAGGGGCCGCUCCAGCAAGCCCAUCUUUGUGCAGAUCGCCAGGCAAGUGGUGAGCCUCAAUCCCCUGGAGCUGCGCCUGCCGUCCCGGGCCUGGAAGGUGAAGCUGGUGGGGGAGGGGGCCGACGACGCGGGCGGGGUGUUUGACGACACCAUCACGGAGAUGUGCCAGGAGUUGGAGUCGGGCGUGGUCGACUUGCUCAUCCACACCCCCAACACCUCCACUGAUGUAGGCAGCAACACUGACAGGUUCCUGCUGAACCCUGGGGCAGUGUCUGAAGAGUACAUGGUCCAGUUCCGCUUCCUGGGGAUCCUGAUGGCGGUGGCCAUCCGCACCAAGAAGCCCCUGGACCUGCACCUGGCCCCAUGGGUGUGGAAGCAGCUGUGCUCCAUCCCCCUGGGCGGCGCCGACCUGGAGGAGGUGGACCUGCUCACCUACCGCUCCCUGCUAGGCAUCCUGCACCUGGACAACACGGGCAUCACAGAGGACAACUUCCCUGUGAUGAUUCCCCUGGACUCGUUUGUGGCCCACAGCGCUGAUGGGACGCUGGUGCCGGUGGUCCCUGGAGGCCAGCACAUCUCCUUGACCUUCUCCAACAGGACAGAGUACGUGGAGAGGGCUCUGGAGUACAGGCUGCACGAGAUGGACAGACAGGUGGCAGCAGUGAGAGAAGGCAUGUCCACCAUCAUCCCCGUGCCCCUCCUCUCCCUACUCACGGCUCGGCAGCUGGAGCAGCUGGUCUGCGGCUUGCCGGAGGUCUCCGUGGAGAUGCUGAAGAAGGUGGUGCGCUACCGUGACAUCACCGAUGGCCACCAGCUGAUUGGUUGGCUGUGGCAGAGCCUUGAGGAGUUCACCAAUGAGGAGAGGGUGCUCUUCCUGCGCUUCGUAUCGGGCAGGUCCAGGCUGCCGUCCAACCCUGCCGACAUCACUCAGAAGUUCCAGAUCAUCAAGGUGGACAGGCCCAUCAAUGGUCUCCCCACCGCCCAGACGUGCUUCUUCCAGCUGCGCCUACCUCCCUACACCAGCCAGGCCAUACUAGCCGAGCGCCUACGCUACUCCAUCCACAACUGUCCCUCUAUAGACAUGGAUAACUACAUGCUGUCAAGGAACACAGAGCCUGCGGAGGGCUCCGACACUGAGUACUGACUCUAGCUGACACACAGGAACAGGUCAACAUGGCUCCCAUUACUUGAAAGCACAAGCUUGCAGGUUGUCUUUUUUGUUGUUGUUGACUCCUCUCUUGUUUUCCUUAUUAUUGUUGUUAAUAUUAUUAUUAAUAAUAAUGUUUUGGUGCAAUAUUCCUCUCACUGAGCACUCUGCCAGUGAGGUGACAACGAACUCGAGGGCGUUCUGAUGGGACCCCUCCCUCCCAACUGUGCUCUGGUUGUCAACAUACCUUUUUGUUGCUGUUACUAAGCAUUUUAAUAAAGGAUUCAAGCCGUUUCUGCAUGGUACAGAGUUCUAUAGACUUUGUUCAAGGUCUUUUUUUUGUUUUAUCAAGACGGUGCAUACUCUCCUGAAACAUUUAUUUAAGGAAAACUGCACUAAGACAUCGCCUGAAAUGGCAAGAAUUACUAAACCUGCUGGAGGAAAUGUGAUUCUAUCAGUGCUACUAUUGUGUAUAGAAAAGCUGUGAAUAAUGACUGUCCUUUAUUUCCAUGGUUGGCAUGACCUGACAUAAUGUCAGGUUCUAGACUACAGUACUGUGGUACUAUGUCCUUGGCAGACGUAGAAAACAAAGCAUACACCCAUUUCUUUUUUGUCUGGUUUAUACUGACCUUGUCAGGCUGCAGGCUUUAGAACUCAAUGUCAGAGUGACAUGCCUGCGGUAUGGAAGUGUCAAUCAAGCAAUCAUGUGACUGACACCAAUGUCGGCGAGAGUGAGGCAGUGUUGACACACUGAUAAUGGGUCGAAUCCCGAUGGAAUUUAUUUUGACUGUUUGCGGUGUGUCGGAUUUACGUAAGUUUGUAAUUGAAACAGUGGAUUUGCUAAAGCGGUGCAAACUCACUGGGCUGCACUGAGAGUCAAAUCAGGUGCACCUUGACGGAUGUGACAGACGAGUCAGUGCUGUUGCUGACAUUAGGUGUGGAAGCCAACGAGCCUCAAUCCAUGUGAAGGGACACACAUACAUUACAAACACAAUGUAUUCUGACCUGUACUAUGAAUGUAUGUCCAGCAAUGCCACGCACAUAUGCACUCAACAGAUUAUCUUUUGCCAAAACUGUACUGUACUGUAUAAUUCUUUGUAGCUACGUGAUCAAUGGGUUUUGGCAUUUCUGGCAGUUGUGAAAAGUAUGGUGAAACAACAAAUGCUUUCCCCCUACAAGGAUGGGGGGAUAUGAGACGUAUUUGAACACAAAGGUCAAGCUAUAGGCUACCUAUAGAUUAGACUCUGCAGGCUUAGUAUACCAUUCAGUUUAUUAUUUGAAAGCUUGGUUUCAAACAUGCGUGGAGAUGAGAGACCCAGCCACCUCCUUCUGUAUUGAGGCUUCAAUGACUGUGCUGUGUGCUGUGUGCUUUAUUAUAUAGUGUACAAUUGAGUUUUGAUAUUUAAGCAUUAUCAGGUGUUUUCCCAGGAAGGUUUUGGAAAUGUUUUCUUUCUGCUUUUUUUUCUCUUUCUCUUUUUUUUUUUUUUUUUUUUACUCAAUGAUUCGAUGCUCCUGACAGAGAAACUGGAUCUUUACAUAACAGUGGAAUGGAUUGUUUUGGUUGUUGUGAUGUAAAGUGUGACACACUUUAGAACAUGUGUACACUUGCUUGUGCAGAACAAAUAUAUAUAUUAAAGUGGAAUUCUGACUUAAAA
Messenger RNA from Hypomesus transpacificus, 16514 nucleotides. Its product is annotated as probable E3 ubiquitin-protein ligase HERC1. The record is from RefSeq and is a predicted model, not a curated record. Gene Ontology annotation, molecular function: ubiquitin-protein transferase activity; protein binding. Lineage: Eukaryota; Metazoa; Chordata; Actinopteri; Osmeriformes; Osmeridae.